AUGCAGCCUCUCCUGUGUGUCCUCACUCUCGCAUCUUUGGCCUUGGCAUUUGACCAUUCUGCGAGGGAGAGUAAGCGCCAACUUGGUGGUGGAAGAGUCCGCAGCACGGCCAACGAGUUUAAGGAUGACGGCUGCAACGACAUCGUUUUCGUCUGGGCUCGUGGCUCCACAGAGAUUGGCAACAUGGGAACUAUCGUCGGUCCUGAUGUCGCCAACAAUUUGAAGGACGCAUUCCCAGGCCAGGUAGCUGUGCAGGGUGUUGACUAUGCUGCUCUGCUCUCGACUAACUUCGUCCCCGGAGGUGCUGACCCUGUUGGCAUUCGCGAGAUGCAAUCGAUUCUCGAGGAUGCUAUGAGCCAAUGCCCUGACUCCGUGAUUGUCACUGGCGGUUAUUCCCAAGGCGCAGCCAUUAAUCACCGUGUCAUCGAAGAUCUCCCCCAAGAUCAACAGGAUCGUAUCGCUGGCGUUAUCAUGUUCGGCGACACCCAAGAUCGCGCCGAUGGGGGCCAGAUCCCUAACUUCGACCCAACUAAGACGGAGAUUAUCUGUGCCUCGCUACCCCGGGACACUGUAUGCGACGGUGUUCUCUCUGCCGCUGUCCUACCGCCUCAUCUUUCUUACGGCCGCAAUGCUGGGGAGGGUGCUGAUUUCCUCAUUGGUCAGGUUAGGGGCGUCUUGAGUGCUGGGACAAAGUAA
Fusarium venenatum is the source of this 696-nucleotide messenger RNA. RefSeq names its product cutinase-domain-containing protein. Gene Ontology annotation, biological process: carbohydrate catabolic process. The record is from RefSeq and is a predicted model, not a curated record. Lineage: Eukaryota; Fungi; Ascomycota; Sordariomycetes; Hypocreales; Nectriaceae. Gene Ontology annotation, molecular function: cutinase activity. Gene Ontology annotation, cellular component: extracellular region.